AUUUAUCAUGUAAUUCUUAGCUUCACGAAUAAAUUUUAUGCUCUCGUUGAUGGAAAAUUGGGCAUUUGGUAUUGUUUAUAGCUAUUGUGCCGAUUUAUCAACCUUUCUUAUUCAUAAAUUGUUAUCUUGGUAUAUCAUAAUUUUUCAAAUUUCUGGUUAACACUAAAGGCCACAGGAAUCUGACAGGUUCUUUACGUCCAUAUUGGGAUCUUUAUGGUGUUGCUGCUGAGGGAUUGACUGACUGGUCGAUACAUGUGAUAGAUUUCCAUCUGUUGUACUAUUCCGUGAGGCUCCCUAUUACUAUUGUGAGUUAGACAGAACGAUCGAACAAUGCGCCGACUUCCAAGACCACCAAUGGGCCUGCCAGGCAUGGGACCGCCAGGAAUGGGGCACUUGCGGCCUCCACGGGGGCCUCCACCUAUGGGUCCAAGAGGCCCGAUCCCAGCCCUAGGCCUUCCUCCCUUGCCAGGGAUGGGCCCACCCCCUCCUGGACAUGGUCAUGCAGGUGCUGUUAGCAGCUGCACAAACUCCAAUGACCCGGCAUCAAUGGAUUCUCGACUGUUUGUGGGAAAUUUGAACACUAUUGCACUUUCUAAGGAAGCUAUAGAGGGCAUCUUCAGCAGAUACGGUGUUGUCAUAGGAAUCUCCAUGCACAAGGGCUAUGCUUUUGUGCAGUUCAAUCAUCCAGAUGAGGCAAGACGGGCUGGUGCAAGUGAGGAUGGAAAGCACUAUGCAGGGCAGGCAAUAGAUAUCAAUAUUGUGUCUCAACCAAAAAACAGAAAUGCGCUGAAGCGCUCUGCAGGUGGAAGAUCUGUAAACGAAGCUCAGCCAAAGAAACCUCGUAAUGAGAAUGUGGGCUCCAAUCAAUCACUGCAGAGGACCUUAGUGACCCUCAGUGGCAGCUCGGACUCAAAUAAAAGAACUGCUGCAAACAAUGCUGUGAAAAGGGCUCUAGCCACAGUAUCCAAAAAAAAUGUAUCUAAGCCUCCACCCACAGUGAAAAACUCUGCACCCGCCUCCAAAACUUUUAUGGCACGUAAAGACAGUGGGGCUAGCCAGCCAGCUGCCGUGCGGAGUACAUGGCCUGAUGUUUUGAUCUGCGGAGUGUGCAAGAUGCAGUUUACCAGUCUUCACAGUUUGGCCCAACACAAGAAGAUUCCCUGUCAGUUACGUCUCAGUACGCAAGCCAGAGAUGAUUCAAACUCUCCAGGUGGAGACAAUGGUGAGCCAGAUAUCUUGUUGUGUGCCAGUUGUGAUGCUCAGUUCAACUCUGGCUGGGCUUUAUGCCAACAUUGCACACAGGAGCAUAAGAUGAGCAUUUAUAAAACAGAGGUCAAGACUGACAGGGCAGCGAAGGAGAACGCCUCGGGGGCUAAGUCUGAAGUUGUAAAAUAAUCUUCACAAGCAUCACCACUUACAAGCUCAGGAAUGGUGCAAGAAUAGUGUUUUGAGGGCUGGAAAUCAAAUUUACAUUGUUGAUCUGAUUGUAUUACUCUGAAUAUACUUUUAUGGAUGACUUGAAAGUUUGAGGUGCAUUGAAUGCUAUUUUGGAGGAAUGGGGACUUUUUUCAUGAUUGAAGUGCAACAGGCCUCUCUAAUGAUGAACACAUGCUGAUUUUAUUUUCAUUUUUCUUCUUUCUUCCCCCCCCCCCCCCCCCCCCCAUUUUUGUGUGAAUCGAUUGCCAUCAGUUAUACAUGUUUCUGUAUGUAAGGUUACAUUUCACAAGAGAAUGUGUAUGUAGUAUGUUUUGGGACCUGAUCUUAUUAUUUACUAUGUUGAUAAAACUCGUUGAAAAAGUUUGUUUUCAUAUUUCAUGUCUACUGUGAUUGGUGGCAAUGUUAAGGUUUCAUGAAUUUUAUAGAGUUAAAUGGUCUUUAAAUUCAGGCUUUUGCUGUUGUGAUGAUUUGUAUGGAUUCAUUAUAUCAUUUAUAUUCAUUAGAAUUAGAACAGCAAAUGAGGUUGUUGUUUUUUUUUAAAUUUUAUAUUAAGUGAUUAAAGAUUGGGUGAACAGGGGGAGGGGGUAGGGUAAGUGAAA
Aplysia californica (California sea hare) is the source of this 2036-nucleotide messenger RNA. RefSeq lists its product as uncharacterized. NCBI's taxonomy places the organism in Eukaryota, Metazoa, Mollusca, Gastropoda, Aplysiida, Aplysiidae. The record is from RefSeq and is a predicted model, not a curated record. The coding region runs from base 331 to 1395 and encodes 354 amino acids. Gene Ontology annotation, molecular function: RNA binding. Gene Ontology annotation, cellular component: nucleus. The transcript has 8 exons.